GAAGUGUCCUGCCACGCUAGGCAAAGAGCUUCCGGGUCCUGAAAGGUAACCUGUGCUCGCCAUGGCCGCGCCUGUGGUGGGGAAGAGGAUCGUGUUUGUCACCGGAAACGCCAAGAAGCUGGAGGAGGUCAUUCAGAUUCUAGGAGAUAAGUUUCCAUGCACUUUGGUGGCACAGAAAAUUGACCUGCCGGAAUACCAGGGAGAGCCGGAUGAAAUUUCCAUACAGAAGUGUCAAGAAGCAGCUUCUCAGGUACAGGGACCUGUGCUGGUAGAGGAUACCUGUCUGUGCUUUAAUGCCCUCGGAGGGCUCCCUGGCCCCUACAUAAAAUGGUUUCUGGAAAAGUUAAAACCUGAAGGUCUCUACAAGCUUUUGGCUGGCUUUGAAGACAAGUCAGCCUACGCACUCUGCACUUUUGCUCUCAGCACUGGGGAUCCCAGUGAGCCAGUGCACCUGUUCAGGGGCAAGACAUCCGGCCAGAUUGUGAUGCCACGAGGAAGCCAUGACUUUGGCUGGGACCCCUGCUUUCAGCCUGAUGGGUGUGAGCAAACGUAUGCAGAGAUGCCCAAAGCUGAGAAGAAUGCCAUUUCCCAUCGCUUCCGGGCCCUGCUCAAGCUCAAGGAGUACUUGGGCAGUGUGACUCCUCCUGAGACUGGCAGUGGUCACUCAGACCAGGGAUGUGGGGAUGGCUAGCCUGGUAACCCCUCCUCCCCAUCAGGCAAGCACCCCUGCAAGUAUUUCUUGGGGUUUAUCCUUGCUGGGGGUGCCUAAGAGGCCUCAGCAACCAUGUCUGGAAGAACAAUUGGCUCUGUUUAGAGAAACUCUGCACAAGUUGACACUAGCUUCUUCCCUUGGGGAUUCAGGGAUUGCUCUUAGAGCCUCUGGGUGUGGGCUCCUGAGAAGAUCUUGGGUAUUAACACAGCCUUGGCAGGGCUGAGAGUUAUGGAAGAACCAUGCAAGCAGCCUUUGAUAUGUUUAUAAUCCAGCAAAUUAAAAUUCUGGAAGGCCCUUGUUUCUAAAAUAAAUGAGGUAUCUGUUUGGAGGCCUGAA
Jaculus jaculus (lesser Egyptian jerboa) is the source of this 1048-nucleotide messenger RNA. It is a transcript of the gene Itpa, whose product is annotated as inosine triphosphatase. The record is from RefSeq and is a predicted model, not a curated record. Gene Ontology annotation, cellular component: cytoplasm. Gene Ontology annotation, biological process: nucleoside triphosphate catabolic process. Bases 62 to 691 code for a protein of 209 amino acids. Lineage: Eukaryota; Metazoa; Chordata; Mammalia; Rodentia; Dipodidae. Gene Ontology annotation, molecular function: nucleoside triphosphate diphosphatase activity. The transcript is spliced from 8 exons.